GUUUCCAAGAUGCAGCAGGUCUCGGCAGCCUCCACUGUCCUCCAUGUCUCCUCUCUUUCUCUCGUAGUACUGCUACUCCUCUCAGCCACCGGCGCCGCGCCCGCCAAUGGCGACACGCUGUCCAGCAACGCCACGGUACCAGCGGCGGGCGGUGGUGGCUCGUCAGCGCCGCCGUCGACGGUGUCAGGCGACAUCACGGAGCUGUACCUCUGCCACAUGUGCAUCGGCCGCGAGAUGUUAGCCAGGAGAGUCUGCCCCGGCUACUGGCCCGACUGCCACGCCAACUGCGACCGGCACCCGCUGCCCGGCGCGGCCGGGACUCCUGGGCUAUCGGCUGCCAUCCCCAACGACGACGUUCCGUGCUACGUCGCGAAGAUAUACACGAACGGCAGCCACGAGAUCGUCCAGUACCUUGACUGCAGCCGGGUCCGCUUCUGCUCCAUCACGUGCGGCGGAGGCGACGUCGCCGUCGCCGUCGAUGAUGGCGGGAGAGCCCCGGGUGGUGCUGCUCCAACGUCCCCCAAGGGCAUGCUGCUGCCGCGCGCCGAGGAAAUGCCGGUGUGCAACACGCAGGCCACUGCUCGGGCUCGAGCUGCCCCGCCCCGCGGCGCCUAGCAGCAAGGGGCGCGUCGCGCGCGCGCACCUGCGGGCUCUCUGCUCGGAUGAACGGGUGCAUUGCUUAUACGCAUUUCUGUGCGGUGAACUUGUGAUGUGACUGUUGAUGGCUUGAUGCCAAGGUUUUCAUCUUCAAGAGAUGUGUAAGAGGUCAAAUAAAUAGUGACAAUUUGAGGGUUUGUUAUGCCCAUGCAUGGA
This is a messenger RNA of Lolium perenne, 813 nucleotides long. RefSeq lists its product as uncharacterized. Lineage: Eukaryota; Viridiplantae; Streptophyta; Magnoliopsida; Poales; Poaceae. The record is from RefSeq and is a predicted model, not a curated record.